Molecule: messenger RNA, 2031 nt
Organism: Condylura cristata (star-nosed mole)
Lineage: Eukaryota; Metazoa; Chordata; Mammalia; Eulipotyphla; Talpidae
Gene: KLHL1
Product: kelch-like family member 1
Exons: 10
Coding region: 1-2031 (676 amino acids)
Biological process (GO): dendrite development
Cellular component (GO): neuronal cell body; dendrite; cytoplasm
Molecular function (GO): protein binding
Source: RefSeq, a predicted model, not a curated record
AUGUCAGGGUCUGGACGAAAAGACUUCGAUGUGAAGCACAUCCUGCGACUCCGCUGGAAACUCUUCAGCCACCCGUCGCCAUCCCCCGGCGGCCCUGCUGGGGGCAGCUGCCUGCAACAGGACAGCAGCGGCAGCUUUGAGCACUGGGGACCCAGCCAGAGCCGCCUGCUCAAAAGCCAAGAGAAGGGCAGCGUGAGCACUUUCUGGAAGAAGCCUUCUUCCUCUUCCUCUCAGUCCUCUUCUUCCCUCAACCCACUGAAUGGCACCUUGUUGCCGGUGGCCACGAGACUGCAACAAGGGGCGCCCCGGCAGGGCACCCACCAGCCUGCCAGAACUCUCUUCUACGUGGAGUCCAUUGAGGAGGAGGUGGUGCCAGGCAUGGACUUUCCUGGACCGAACGACAAUGGGCUGGUACUGCAAGAGCUCAAAGUGGAGCCGGCCAACGAGAGCCAGGCAACAGGUGAAGGAUGUGGACACAGGCUGUCAGGAACUGGACAUUCUCUGACACCUCAAAGUGACAUGGACUCCAGUAGCUCUGAAGAAUUCUAUCAGGCUGUUCACCAUGCUGAACAAACCUUCAGAAAAAUGGAAAAUUACCUGAAACAACAGCAACUCUGUGAUGUUAUCCUGAUUGUUGGGAACAGGAAGAUUCCUGCACAUAGGCUUGUUCUGAGUUCAGUCUCCGACUAUUUUGCUGCCAUGUUUACAAGUGAUGUUUGUGAAGCCAAGCAAGAAGAGAUCAAAAUGGAAGGCAUAGACCCCAAUGCCCUCUGGGACCUUGUCCAAUUUGCAUAUACAGGUUGUCUGGAACUAAAGGAGGACACCAUUGAAAACCUCCUUGCUGCAGCAUGUCUUCUUCAGCUUCCUCAAGUAGUAGAAGUUUGCUGCCAUUUCCUCAUGAAGCUUUUACAUCCAUCUAAUUGCUUAGGAAUCCGAGCAUUCGCUGAUGCUCAAGGAUGCAUUGAAUUAAUGAAGGUUGCUCAUAGCUACACAAUGGAAAACAUAAUGGAAGUUAUGAGAAAUCAAGAGUUUUUACUGCUUCCAGCAGAGGAACUCCAUAAACUCCUGGCCAGUGAUGAUGUAAAUGUUCCUGAUGAAGAAACCAUCUUCCAUGCAUUAAUGAUGUGGGUCAAGUAUGACAUUCAGAGGAGAUGCAAUGACUUGAGCAUGCUUCUUGCCUUUAUAAGACUACCACUGCUUCCUCCACAGAUAUUGGCUGACCUAGAAAAUCAUACAUUAUUUAAGAAUGAUUUGGAAUGUCAAAAGCUCAUUCUGGAAGCAAUGAAAUAUCAUCUACUGCCUGAAAGAAGAACUUUAAUGCAAAGUCCAAGAACUAAGCCUAGAAAAUCUACAGUUGGCACUCUGUACGCUGUAGGAGGAAUGGAUAACAACAAAGGAGCUACAACCAUAGAGAAAUAUGAUCUCAGAACAAAUCUGUGGAUCCAGGCUGGGAUGAUGAAUGGCAGGAGAUUGCAGUUUGGUGUGGCUGUUAUUGAUGACAAGCUCUUUGUAAUUGGAGGUAGAGAUGGCCUGAAGACAUUGAAUACUGUUGAAUGUUACAAUCCUAAAACCAAGACUUGGACUGUGUUGUAUUCAGUUGGCGGUCGAGAUGGAAGUUCCUGUCUGAGUUCAAUGGAAUAUUACGAUCCUCAUACGAAUAAAUGGAACAUGUGCGCUCCCAUGUGUAAGAGGAGAGGGGGUGUGGGAGUGGCCACGUGCGAUGGUUUUCUCUAUGCAGUAGGAGGUCACGAUGCCCCUGCUUCAAAUCACUGUUCCAGGCUACUGGAUUAUGUAGAAAGAUAUGACCCCAAAACAGACACAUGGACCAUGGUAGCUCCAUUAAGUAUGCCAAGAGAUGCUGUUGGAGUCUGUCUCCUUGGUGACCGAUUGUAUGCUGUAGGAGGCUAUGAUGGGCAGACAUACCUCAACACUAUGGAAUCCUAUGACCCACAAACUAAUGAAUGGACACAGAUGGCUUCACUAAACAUUGGGAGAGCAGGUGCCUGUGUGGUAGUCAUCAAGCAACCUUGA